AUGUUCGUUUUUCUCGAGCUUGAUGCGCUGCGCCGAACUGAGUUUCUGGAACUUAUGCCCACCGUCCAGAUCGCCGUCAUCAGGCUGGCUGGGCGGCUCGCGCGAUACUCCAGCAGUCUUGGCCGGCGCCGUCCCAGGCGGGAACCGGGCCCACCACUUCUCAUAUAUGGCCUCGCUCGGAAACUGCGGGUUGUGUUCGACCAAGCGCCGGACAAAAGCGCCGCAAUCCACGUGCGCCAGCGAGAGAAGCGCCAACAGCCGCGUGAAGCCGCCCAAGUGCGUUUUCCGCCGCAGAACCUUGAGCUGCGCCCGCACCAAGCAAAACAGGCCUGCCAUGGCAAUCCAGCUCAGCUCCCGAAGCCUGGCGGCGUUUCGGUCGAACAUGUCGCCGCCAAACACCUUUCUGUAGUCCUGCGCGAGCCUCGUGACCAUUUCGAUGGGCGCUUUCACCUGGAGCCCCAUCUCGAGGUCUGUGUCGAAGGGAAACCUCGAGCUUUCGUUGAGGGCAGAAUUGCGGGUGUAGUCCACAAGAAGCAAGUCGGAUUCUUGCUGGGUGUUGACGCGGAUGGCAAUCACGUGCGCGUAGACAUGGCCCGCUGCAUAUGCCAGAAGCUGUUCCACCAGGAGAAGCGCCAUGGUGGUGAUGUUGGUGUGCAUAGAACCUGA
Molecule: messenger RNA, 666 nt
Organism: Clavispora lusitaniae ATCC 42720
Lineage: Eukaryota; Fungi; Ascomycota; Pichiomycetes; Serinales; Metschnikowiaceae
Source: RefSeq, a predicted model, not a curated record